Molecule: messenger RNA, 534 nt
Organism: Colletotrichum spaethianum
Lineage: Eukaryota; Fungi; Ascomycota; Sordariomycetes; Glomerellales; Glomerellaceae
Product: chromatin modification-related protein eaf6
Exons: 2
Coding region: 1-534 (177 amino acids)
Cellular component (GO): NuA4 histone acetyltransferase complex
Source: RefSeq, a predicted model, not a curated record
AUGGGCGAAAACCAGCCAAACACCGCCAACACGGCAUCGCAGCCGGCGCCUACGAUGCAGAUGUACAGAGAGGAACAGGCCCGUCUGAGGCAAAUGCUGGACAAGAGAGCUGUUAUCGCCCGGAAACUUGCCAACAUCGAAGCCGACAUCGAACAGAAGGAAACGGCGUACCUCGAGAGCACUCCGAACGGCAACAUCAUCGCGGGAUUCGAUAACUACAUCAAGGGCACGGGCGCGGCCGCCCAGCGUCGCAAGGCUGGCGCCACGGAACAGAAUCGCGUCUUCUCGCGGUCGUCCGUCUCGUAUCGGCCCGGCAGUGAAGCCACGACUCCCGGCUCGACUCCCGCAUCGCAUGCACCCACUCCCUUGUCUACGUCCUUCAAGGACGGCUCCGGCUCCAACCAUGCCACGCCAACGUCGGCGACAGCUUCGAAGUCAGGAAAGAAGAACAAGAAGCAGAACGAAGAAGAUAGCGAUCACGACUCCCAGGCCCCGAAUAAGAAGCGCAUCAACUUUGGGGCUGGGCGCAAGUGA